CUGGUGCUUCCAGCCAGCAGCAGCAGCAGCAGCUAACAAUUCUUUGUGAGAGAGGAGAGUCGGGGGGGCGGCGGUGGAGGUGGUGGGGGUUUGCAGAGCAUCAGACAGUGAGAGAGCUGACAGUGUGAGCAGAAGGGAGGAAGACUUGAAUCGGUGACGGAGGCUGAGGUGCUCUCUGCUGCACAGUCGCCGCUGAGACGACAGGAGGACGGGGCAGAGCGUCAUGGCAGAGCAGACUGCACCAUCACGACACAUGGCGGUGAGCGGCUGCUGCUGAACGCGGGCGAUGCAGAGGCAGUCAGGAGGAGCACCUCCUGGAAACCAAAUGCAGGCUGAAGAAACAGGUGUUACCUGUGGAGCGAGUCCAAAGAUGAGUGGGAUCCUGAAGAGGAAGUUCGACGAAGGACCACAACCGUAUUUGUCCCUGCAGGGGUCCGAAGAUGACGAGGUUUCUUGCAGCGACAGUGGAAAUAGCAGCGAUAGUCUCAACAAUUCCGUCCCUUCCGGGAUUCCGGACUCUAACCUCCAGCGGCAGUCAAAGCGAAUCCGAGGCCGCAAUGUGCACUUUGAGAGCGUGACGGUUUACUACUUCACCCGGCGGCAGGGCUUCACCAGCGUGCCCACGCAGGGCGGCAGCACCCUGGGCAUGUCCCCGCGUCACAGCGGGGUGCGGCGCUUCACCCUCAGAGAGUUUGCGCUGGAGCAGAACCGCAGCCACCAGAACAUGCUGAGGGACCAUCUCAAGAAGGAAAAGCUCAACGCCAUCAAGCUCAAGUUGACUAAGAACGGGACAGUGUCUUCGGCCGAGGCGGACACUCUCACGCUCGAUGACAUCUCGGAGGACGACCUGGACGUGGACAACACAGAGGUGGACGACUACUUCUUCCUCCAACCUCUGACCACCAGGAGGCGCCGCGCCCUCCUGCGCGCCUCCGGGGUCCGCCGCAUAGAUGUGGACGAGAAGCACGAGCUGCAGGCCCUGCGGAUGUCCCGGGAGGAGUGCGGGUGCCGCUGUCAGGGGAUCUGCGACCCGGAGACGUGCGCUUGCAGCCUGGCCGGCAUUAAGUGCCAGGUGGACCGCAUGUCCUUCCCCUGCGGCUGCACCAAAGACGGCUGCAGCAACGGCGCCGGCCGCCUGGAGUUCAACCCGGUCCGCGUGCGCACCCACUUCCUGCACACCAUCAUGAAGCUGGAGCUGGAGAACGGCCGCCAGGAGCCGUAUCCGCAUCCGCCGGAGCGGCAGCAGCUCGUCACCAACGGCAACGGUUACCAUGGCGACCCCGCCUUGAUUCAGCAGCAGCAGCAGCCGAACCUGCAGUCCUCGCUGAUGAUGCCCAAUCCCGUCGCGCAGCUGUCCAGCGCAGGCGACGCCGAUUUGCAGCUUGAGGAGGAGGAAGAGGAGGAGGAUGAAGACGACGAGGAGGAGGAAGACGACUACGAUGAAGAGGAGGACGAGGCGUACGACGACGAUGACGGCAGCAGCGUCUGCAGCGUGCUGUCGGACUGCAGCACCCACAGUCUGGAAACCUUCAACCCAGAGGAGGGAGAGGAGGAUGAGGAGGACGAAGAGGACGAGGAUGACGAUGACGACGAAGAGGAGGAAGAGGAGGAGGACUGGGACUGUUCGUUAGAUGGAAUGGGUCCCCCUCCGUACCCCGUCCCCCUCCCGUCCGUGCUCAGCUACUCCAACAGCCCCCUGGUGGGCCUCGCCGGCUCCUUCCACGGCGCCGCCCCUCUGCAGCAGUACGGCAACGCCCCGCCGUUCCCCGCCGAAAGCACCCCCAUCCUCCCGUCCGUAGAGUCUGCGUUUGAGUCCGACAUCAAAACGGGGCUCCUCCACACAGAGCGGCCAAAUCCGAACACUGCCCCCGCCUCCACAGACCUCCAGAACAAUCCAGAACACCCCGACUCACAGACUGAAGCUGGGGGGCCGACCAAGGAAACCAGGGAGGCCCCGCAGCCAGUAGCACCGUCAGAGAGUGUCUGAUGACUGUCGCAGGGAAAUCUGGGAAAUCGUUUUUGAUAAGUGCCCUUCCAAAAACAGAACAAAAGGCUCCAAACACUCAUCAAAAGAUUGUCAAAGCAGACGAUUCAAUCACACCAAUAAACAAUAAACCGUUUCUCUGAGUUCAACCGCACAAAGAAGGCCGUGAAUGUCGUGAAGUCUACCGCAUGUUUCCAGACGACGACCGGCAUCCGUGACGAAUCCCAGCCAGAUUUCGAGAUGCCCCCGUCGCUUCUUUGUGUUUCUGCCGUGCCGCCGUUUUGCUGUUGCUGCUACAUGCUAACCUGUACUGCAUGCGCUCAGCUUGCUGACGAUGUCUCAUGGCCUGCAGUCUGUAAAACUGUAAAUGUCACAACAGGACAAAAAAAAACAAAAAAAGUCAUAUAUGAAUGACUAUCAGUACGUGUUAAUUAUAAUUCAUACAACCAGAGA
This is a messenger RNA of Oryzias melastigma (Indian medaka), 2437 nucleotides long. RefSeq names its product cysteine/serine-rich nuclear protein 3. Gene Ontology annotation, cellular component: nucleus. NCBI's taxonomy places the organism in Eukaryota, Metazoa, Chordata, Actinopteri, Beloniformes, Adrianichthyidae. Gene Ontology annotation, biological process: regulation of transcription by RNA polymerase II. The transcript has 5 exons. The coding region runs from base 287 to 1987 and encodes 566 amino acids. The record is from RefSeq and is a predicted model, not a curated record. Gene Ontology annotation, molecular function: sequence-specific DNA binding; DNA-binding transcription factor activity, RNA polymerase II-specific.